AUGACUUCCUCAUCUUCCAACCUGCCCACCCCAGGUCUCACUCCAUCCCACUCUAUCACCUCAUCCCCUUUGCUCCCACCGCCGCCAGACAUCCGCCAUCUCGACAACGUCAUCGCCCACUACAAUGAGUCGCUGGAUCAGAUGUCAUCCUAUACUCACCUUCGCCUCGUGUACACCAAAGGCCAACAUCCGACCAACCCGUCUCUCUACCGAGAAGACAAAGUGUCGAGCGACGCGGUAAAGAUCUCCAUUCCAGCAAAAAUACCCUCGGGCAACUUCAACUACUCGUCGACGGCUCGACCAAGAAGACGGAUUGCCCGAUGGACGAACGCACCGGGCGAGAUCCGAUGGACGCCAGGGACGUUAUUCGCCACCAUACACCACAACAUCCAGCGACGGCUGCGGGAAGUGUAUGUACGCGCUUAUGAAUACCUCCACGGCUUGGAGCACGUCGACCCAGAAGAAGGCCGCCAAAUGGGGCGUCUGUAG
Cladophialophora yegresii CBS 114405 is the source of this 489-nucleotide messenger RNA. RefSeq lists its product as uncharacterized. The record is from RefSeq and is a predicted model, not a curated record. NCBI's taxonomy places the organism in Eukaryota, Fungi, Ascomycota, Eurotiomycetes, Chaetothyriales, Herpotrichiellaceae. The transcript has 2 exons. The coding region runs from base 1 to 489 and encodes 162 amino acids.